CGGCUCAGAUGGAGUCUUCAAGGACGUAGCCGCCUCAGUAACGCCAGUGCCCUCAACCGACUGCACGGCUCCCGGAGACGACAGAGGCAAUGGAGAGAUCGGAGACGAGCAAUGAUUGCCAAGGCAAACAAAUUGGACUCUGGCAAGGAAACGAGAGAGAAGAAGAAAAAGAAGAAGGCCAGGGCGGUAGAAGAAGACGCCUUGGAUAUGGAACCCCUUGUCAAAACAAAGCCAUCUCAGAAUAGUGUGGCCUCCUCAGACAUGGUUCAAGAAAUAUCCCUGCUGAAAAAGAAAAAGAAGAAGAAGAAGAAGAAAGUCCAAGAAUCAGAGAACCUAGAUAGAGCCCCCCAUGAGGAAAGUGAAGAGGCAGAACCCAAGGACACAAUCAGAUCCCUGAAGAAGCAUCAGAGCAUGAAGGAACUGCUUCCAAAUCCUUCCGAGCUCCCAUGCCAAGAGAAGAGAAAGAAGACAAAGCCAUCCCUGGACUUGACAUCCUCUCACUCCCCAGGAGCAGAGGCAGGGGUAGGGAUGGAACUGGAAGAGGACUUUGUCAGGAAACAUAAAAAGCAGAAGAAGGAUAAAAGAUCAGAUCAGGAGAGAUCUGGGGAGCAGGAGCCCAAAGAGGUCCUUCCUGACCCUAUGGAGGAGGAAGAAGGAAAGGAAGGUGAGCCCAUAGAGCAGGGACAGAUAGAGGAGAAGCAGGAGCCCAGCAAUCUCAGAGACUCUGGUGCCAAAAAGAAGAAAAAGAAGAAGAAAAAGACUUAUAGGGAGGAGGAGGAGGAUGAAGAGGAUAGAAGUGAUAACCUGCCCACUGAUGAGGCCCACAUAGAGGAUUCCAGUGCCAUUGGCAGCUACAGAAAGAAAGGCCACAAAAAUAAAAAGACCAAGGCUGAACCUGCAGAACAUAUCCCACUGCCCAGCAGCCCUAGGAACAUUGAAAAGAAAGGGAAGAAAUCUAAGAUACAGACAGAACCACCCCCUGCUGAAGAACCUGCUCCAAAGAAGAAAAAGAAGACAAUGACAACGGCAGGUAGGAAAGUCAUGCAGGACCCGAAAGGCCCAGGCAUGGGACAUGAAUCAGACUUGGAAGUGGUAUCUGAAAAAAAGGGAAACUUGGAUGAAGUCACCAUAGACACGGUCAGAAGAAAGGCCUUGCAAGAAGAGAUUGAUAGAGAAUCUGGGAAAACUGAAGCUCUUGAAACCAAAGUAGAAGCGCCUACUCGGUUUGGGCAGUGGGAUACAGCGACUUUUGAAAAUUCCGACCAAAAGAUGAAAUUCCUCAGACUUAUGGGGGGCUUUAAGAAUUCUUCCUCAGCACUCAGCAGUUCCCCAGGUACCCUGGGCAAACCAAACAUGGCUCUGAACAAGCAGGCCGCUGCCACCUUGCAGCAGAAUCUACAAGUGGAAUUUGACAGAGCCAUGAGCUGGAAGCAGCAGCGUGGAGUCGGACUUGGCUAUUCAGCUUCUGCAAACAAAAACAAAUUAUUUUAUAUAGACAGAAAUGCAUCCAGAUCUGUAAAGUUUGAUGAUUAACAAUGUCUUGUUCCUCCUCUCCCACCCAAAUUGCCAGAGUUGUUUUUAGGUUUUCUAUUACAUGAACUAAAUGUUGAACUGCUUUUUAAGUAGUAAGCUGGCGGAGCUUCAGUCGGGUGGUGGAUUUCAGAGCCCCUCAAGGGGCUAGAGGGUAAUCUGUAUUAUAAAAGCCAGAAUAGUGUUUCUAGUAUUAAAAAACACUUUUAUGUUUAA
Molecule: messenger RNA, 1746 nt
Organism: Monodelphis domestica (gray short-tailed opossum)
Lineage: Eukaryota; Metazoa; Chordata; Mammalia; Didelphimorphia; Didelphidae
Source: RefSeq, a predicted model, not a curated record